GGGAGGAGGGCCUGUGUGAGGAGGGCCCCCGUGCUGAAGGCGGAGAGCACGCCAGCCGCUAGGCCUGGGCCGCGCGUCCCUGCAGCCACAUGGCCUCCGGAGUGGGCGCGGCCAGCGAGGAGCUGCUGCCUCCCGACGGCACGUGUGACGAGUGCGAACCGGACGAGGCGCCGGGAGCGGAGGAGGUGUGCCGUGACUGCGGCUUCUGCUACUGCCGCCGCCACGCAGACGCGCACCGCCAGAAGUUCCUCAGCCACCGCCUAGCCGAGUACGUCCAUGGCGCCCAGGCCUGGGCCCCGCCAGCCCAAGAGGACGACGCGGUCCCCGAAGACGUCGUCGAGGCCAAAGGGGAGCCCGAGGGGGAGGUAGAGAGCGAGGUGGGUGAAGAAGAGAGCGAGUCGGAGGAAGACAGUGAGUCCGAAGAAGAGAGCGAGACAGAGGAAGACAGUGAGCAUGAGAGCGAUGAGGAGAGUGAAGAAGACAGCGAGGAAGAGAUGGAGGAUGAGCAGGAAAGUGAGGCAGAGGAAGACAACCAAGAAGGAGAAUCUGAGGCAGAAGGAGAAACCGAGGCAGAAAGUGAAUUUGACCCCGAAAUAGAGAUGGAAGCCGAAAGAGUGGCCAAGAGGAAGUGUCCGGACCAUGGGCUUGAUUUGAGCACCUAUUGCCAGGAAGAUAGGCAGCUCAUCUGUGUCCUGUGUCCAGUCAUUGGGGCACACCGGGGCCACCAGCUGUCCACACUAGAUGAAGCCUUUGAAGAGCUGAGAAGCAAAGAUUCAGGCGGACUGAAGGCGGCUAUGAUAGAGUUGGUGGAAAGGUUAAAGUUCAAGAGCUCAGAUCCUAAAGUAACUCGAGACCAGAUGAAGGUAUUUAUACAACAAGAAUUUAAGAAAGUUCAGAAAGUGAUUGCUGAUGAGGAGCAGAAGGCCCUUCAUUUAGUGGACAUCCAAGAAGCAAUGGCCACAGCUCAUGUGACUGAGAUACUGGCGGACAUCCAGUCUCACAUGGAUAGGUUGAUGACUCAGAUGGCCCAGGCCAAGGAACAACUUGAUACCUCUAAUGAAUCAGCUGAGCCAAAGGCAGAGGGUGACGAGGAAGGACCCAGCGGUGCCAGUGAAGAAGAGGACACAUGAAGACUCACCAUUCCCCGUGGAAAAUACCCCUUCCCUGUGUGUAUGUGACAGUGUGUAUGUAAUGGCUUCUGAUAUCUGUGAAAGCUGCCCGGCAACAAACUUCUUCCACUGGAUAUGUCCCAAGAUCCACAGCAGGCAAACACGUCUCCAAGGGACAAGGAGUUUUAUGCAUACUGGCUGUGUGCUUCUUGUUCUCCUGUGGUAGGUCACAGGAAGAGCCCCUUUGAUCAACUUAAAGGGCUCUUCAGACACCCCGCUGCAAUGGCUGCUUUGAACUUACUCAGGAAAGCCAGUUCCUGGAAUAUUGGGCAAGUCAACAGUAUCACUUCCUUAGGAAGGUUCUAGAAUAUCUUGAAAUCAGUUUUUUUCUUACCUGCAAACACAAAGUCCACUUUGUUUGUGCUGAAGCUUACAGCAAAUGGGGCCAAAUGGGGCCAAACUGACUCACUAGGCAGUCUCUCGUAG
Molecule: messenger RNA, 1595 nt
Organism: Acomys russatus (golden spiny mouse)
Lineage: Eukaryota; Metazoa; Chordata; Mammalia; Rodentia; Muridae
Gene: Trim44
Product: tripartite motif containing 44
Exons: 5
Coding region: 90-1130 (346 amino acids)
Molecular function (GO): zinc ion binding
Source: RefSeq, a predicted model, not a curated record